CUGCUGUCGCAGUGCACGGCAGUGAUGACGCGCCGCCGCUGUCAUAGAGCUCCAGUCCAGCGAUCAGGGAAGAAGCUAAAACUCGUCUCGACGGAGCUAAAAUAUCACGGUCACUGCGAUACUGUCAGUGCUUCUUCAUAGCUGUUAUGGAUGCCACCUGCUGUUUCUGCUGAUCUGCUGCUUUUCACAAAGUCCAGAGGGCCAUGAGCCCAACCAGUUUCUAUCUGCAAUAUGAGCCUCCGAACCAUAGGGGGCGCUGUGCUCAGCUCCCUGGGCCCUAGUCUGGCAGCUCAGGCUGGAGGAGCCUGGAGCUCCAUCUCUUUCAGACCCAUACCGUCCUUGCUUCAGACCAUGGUACCUGCCAGUUACACCGCGCUACAGGAGGAACGCCUGGCCAUGGUGGACCUCGGCACUCCCAAGCCAGAGUCCCUCAAGAACGGGUUCCACCGUGAACCCAGACGCCACUCGGACCGCAGCAGCCGAACGUCCAUCAGCCUGUCUGACGCUGGAGAUGGACGCUAUGCAGAGACGGACCCCAUGUUGCCUGAUGGCAGGCUUUCGGGAGAAGAGGCAGAUGAAGAAGCGGAGAGCGAGGAGGAAGGGCAGCAGCAGGCCACUAGAAAUAUGCCCAAAGAGUCACCCCUCGCUAUGGCUUUGCAGAUACUGGUGCCCUUCCUUCUAGCUGGGUUCGGGACUGUGUCGGCUGGAGUAGUACUGGAUAUAGUACAGCAUUGGGAAGCAUUUAAGAACAUUACGGAGAUCUUCAUCCUGGUUCCGGCUCUUUUGGGUUUGAAAGGAAACCUAGAGAUGACUCUUGCUUCCAGGCUUUCCACAGCGGUGAAUGUGGGGAAAAUGGACUCACCCAUCGAGAAGUGGAAUCUUAUUAUUGGGAAUUUGGCACUGAAACAGGUGCAGGCCACAGUAAUCGGGUUCCUGGCAGCGGUAGCGGCUGUUGUACUGGGUUGGAUUCCUGAGGGAAAGUUCCAGAUCAGUCACGCCGUGUUGCUGUGUUCCAGUAGCGUUGCUACAGCCUUCAUAGCAUCUCUGCUGCAGGGUAUUAUAAUGGUGGGUGUGAUUGUGGGCUCUAAGAAGACAGGUAUCAACCCUGAUAAUGUAGCUACACCCAUCGCCGCCAGUUUCGGUGACCUCAUCACGCUGGCCAUCCUGGCAUGGAUCAGCCAGGGCCUCUACAACUGCUUAGACUCUCACCCAUAUGUGUCAUCUCUGGUGUGUGCCUUCUUCAUGUGUCUGACUCCGCUGUGGAUGGUCAUCUCCUCCAAACACCCCGCCAGCCGUCAGCUGCUCUACUCGGGCUGGGAGCCCGUUAUCACUGCCAUGUUCAUCAGCAGUAUUGGAGGACUCAUCUUGGACAAAACUGUGUCUGAUCCCAAUUUGGCUGGGAUUGUGGUUUACACGCCUGUUAUCAACGGUAUUGGAGGAAACCUGGUGGCCAUCCAGUCCAGUCGGAUAUCCACCUACCUGCACUUUCACAGCACCCCUGGAGAGGUUCCUGAUGAGGCCAAGGGUUGCUACUACCCCUGCCGCACCUUCUGUGGCACAGGGGCCAAUCACAGGUCAGCACAGGUUCUGCUGUUACUGGUCAUCCCUGGUCAUUUGAUCUUCCUGUACACCAUCGAUCUGAUGGAAAGGGGUCACACCUCAUUGACGCCCGUGUUCAUGGCUGUGUAUUUGGCUGCUGCUCUUUUCCAGGUCUUCUUGUUGCUUUGCAUAGCGGACUGGAUGGUGCACUCCAUGUGGAAAAGCGGGAAAGAUCCGGACAGUUUCUCCAUCCCGUAUCUAACAGCGUUGGGCGACCUGUUGGGGACUGCUUUCCUGGCUCUCAGCUUCCACUUCUUGUGGAUCAUCGGGGACCAGGACAGCGAUGUGGGCGACUGAGGUCGUUCUUUGACCUUUGACACGCAGAUCAAACAAUUCCAUACUUGCUGUCCUCACUUAUUGCCUUGAAUGGCUGCUUGUCAGAUCGGGCAUGUGGCAUAUAAACAAACUUAGCAUUUCUCUGUCAGUUCGUGACUCUUCUUAAAGUGCCAGAUGAUUUAUAAGCUGCAUCAAAAGAUUCUCCAUCAUCUCAAACAGGGUGAUUUCUGGUGCGUCUGAUGUGGGACGGUACAAAAAAAAUCUUCUUCAUCAGCACUAUUGCAGUGGAAGGACCAAAAACAAACCUUAAAAACAGGAUUGUCUUGGUAAUUGUAGUUUAUUUAUUUGUCUUUGUCUUUCUUAAUUACCCAUGUUGCUCUGUCUUCUUUUUUGAGACUUGAGACCAUUUUCUCAUGUCUGUCCAGUCGAGUCAGACCUUAUUACAAGUAUAGCCGCACAGUUUUUACUCGAGCAGUGCCAGAUCAAUUCAUAUAAACCUCUGUAAUGCAGUUUGGAAGUUUGCUUUGUAUUGCUUAAUAGGGUAGAAUAAUAAACUAAUAUAUAUCAGCUUUGAGGAAAGGGAAUAGUCUGCUCGUUUAAAGAGAAACACAACGGUCUGAGUAUCGAUUGGAAAUGUCAGACUUUCUUUUUCGGUCUCCGACUUUGUGUUUAAUGGUCAUGUAUGCAAUUAAACGAAAUGGGUUGAAUGAGCAACGUAGUCUUGUAUGUGUGUGUCUGUGUGUGUGAACAUUUUUGUACAUUGUUACUAAGGUGCCAUGAACAGCAUUUUUCUAUGAUGAAAAAAUGAGUUUCUACUGGCAUCAAUGGAGGAUUCUUUGUGUUUCUUUCUUGCCAUGCUUUUUUUGAUACUCAAAAUGUUUAAUAAAGGUUUAAUAAAAGUUUAUGUCCAAUA
This is a messenger RNA of Labeo rohita (rohu), 2788 nucleotides long. RefSeq names its product solute carrier family 41 member 2b (gene slc41a2b). Lineage: Eukaryota; Metazoa; Chordata; Actinopteri; Cypriniformes; Cyprinidae. The record is from RefSeq and is a predicted model, not a curated record. Gene Ontology annotation, molecular function: monoatomic cation transmembrane transporter activity. Gene Ontology annotation, cellular component: plasma membrane. The coding region runs from base 232 to 1896 and encodes 554 amino acids. Gene Ontology annotation, biological process: monoatomic cation transport. The transcript has 11 exons.